GAGGUGUUCUUAUUCUUAGCGAGUGAGCUCAAUGAUACAGUGGUUGAGGCACAACUAAGGACGAGGCAAGUCCCACCUGGGCUUCCUCAGGGAGAUGCGAUUGAAUGUUAUCUCAACUCCCACAAUCGAUUGCUCAUACUGUUGAGGCCUCAAGGAAAUCUGAAGUGGACAAAUUGAAAAAGCACUUCAGACUGUAGUUUAUGGAGG
Molecule: messenger RNA, 207 nt
Organism: Linum tenue
Lineage: Eukaryota; Viridiplantae; Streptophyta; Magnoliopsida; Malpighiales; Linaceae
Source: the annotation of a GenBank genome assembly